AUGUUGCAGAUCGUGCCUGGUGCCUUCGAUGCAGCGCUGUGCCGUUUCCCUACCGAAGGGCUCCAGCGCAAUGCGCCGGGUUUCAAGUCCAUCCCAGUGCGUGCGAGCGCAUGCUCGACCGAGGCCCUUUUAGAGGCCUGGACGGUUGUAUUACGAUAUUACACAGGGAGCGACCUCCUUUCGUUCGGUCUGGCUGACAGCACGGUUGCCGAUGCUCGAUGGUUCGCAGUGUGCCACGGUGAAAUCCCGGUCGACGCUGCCCUGGAGCAGCUGCAGCCGUCGGUUCAACAGCCGUCAGAGGAUGCCUCAACCACUCAGAGUUUCGCGGAAUGGGCGGCGCUGAGUACAUCCUUCAAUACUCUGGUGUGGAAGUCAGCGCAUGCCGAUCAACCACAUCUUUCCGAGCUCGAUACCACCCAUUUCUCUCUCAUACUUUCUGUACUCGAUUUAACAGAAGAGCUUCGGGUCACUCUCCAUUACGCCGCCCAAGCCAUCGGCGACAGCAUAGCAGCAGCAGUCGCUGACGCAGUCGCGAGAGCGACAGAAGCAAUCCGAGACGCACCACAUACCACAGUUGGGGAGGUAGAUCUCUUCGGCCCAACUUCCUGGGCACGGCUCCAGGAGUUGAACGCGACUGUUUCUCCGACGAUAGAAGCUUGUUUGCAUGAGCUGAUCGACGAAACCGCGAAGUUAUACCCAGAUCGCACAGCGCUGGAGUGCUGGGAUGGGUCCGUAUCAUACUCGGAACUGGUAGAGUACACUUCGCGACUGGGCAGAUUCCUCAUCUCCCAGGAUGUCGGACCGGAGGUCUUCGUGCCCGUUUGCUUCGACAAGUCCCUGUGGGCUGUAGUCUCCAUGCUGGGUGUGCUCAAGGCCGGGGGAGCGUUCGUUUGCAUCGAUCCCGCCCAACCCACAGAACGUCUGAAGACAAUCAUUAGCGAAGUAGAAGCCAAUUUGACCCUCACAUCGCCUGGCUAUGUGGAAAUGGUGUCUCCAAAUGUGUCGCAAGUCAUCGCGGUGGACAGAGACUUCAUCCAAAGUCUGCCACCUUGCUUGGACUUCCCUAAGCGUGCCAGUCCCAGCGAUGCGAUCUUCGCAAUCUUUACCUCCGGCAGCACCGGGAAGCCGAAGGGGAUCGUUCAUGAACACCGUGCAGUGUGCUCCAGUAUCAACGCACACAGUGAACGACUGAAUAUCGACAGCACUACCCGGACGUUCCAAUUCGCAGCUUAUACCUUCAUUGUGAACACCUUCGAGCUGUUCACCCCGCUGGUCAAGGGUGGAUGUGUUUGUGUUCCUUCUAAGGAGGACAGACUCGGCCGUACAACGGCGGCAAUGCGCGAGCUCAGCGCAAACUGGUUUUGCACUACGCCCUCCUUCCUCCGAUCGAUCAAACCAGAAGAUGUUCCAGAUAUCAAGACUCUGCUUCUGGCUGGAGAACCGGUGCAGCAGGACAACCUCGACACGUGGCGCAGUCGAGUGCGGAUGCUGAACAUGUAUGGUGCAAGCGAAGCUUCCGUCUGCGUGACAGGUGAGCUCUCUGGACCUGUCGAGCGAUCCACAAUCGGACAUGGCACUGGCGUCGCUGCUUGGGUGGCAGACAUCAACGACCAUGAUCGCCUGGCCCCCAUGGGUGCGACCGGUGAGCUGGUAGUUGAAGGCCCCGUGCUGGCUCGGGGGUACAUUCACCAACCAGAGAAGACGGCUUCGGUCUUCAUCUCAAGAACACCUUGGCUGAGGGAUAUUCGGGGCGAAACAUCAUCCGCUCGGGCUUACAAGACUGGUGACUUGGUGCGAUUAGGCAGCAAUGGUCAAAUCAACCUGGUUGGACGCAAAGAUAUGCAGGUGAAGUUGCGCGGCCAGCGUAUCGAAUUGGAGGAGGUGGAGUUCCAUCUGCGUCAGGCGUUGCCUCGCGGUACGGAGGCAGCGGUAGGCCUUGUCAAGCCAGUCGAUCAGCAGGACCGACCGAUGCUUGUGGCUUUUGUGGCGCUCAGGAAGGGGUUCGAUGGCGAGUUCCAACAUCCUGACCCGGAGUCAGCGGAAGAUCUCGAGGCAUUGACCCAGAACUGGAGGAGAAAACUUUCCGCCGCGGUUCCCACCUACAUGAUUCCUUCGACAAUGGUCAAAUUGAACCAUAUGCCCUUGUCUCCAUCCGGGAAAACCAACAGAAAGGCUAUCAGUGAUUUCGCCUCACAGUUGACCGUGGCUCAGCUGACGGGUGCGACCAAGAAGGAUCACCGCGAACCUGCGACCGCGACUGGAGUGGCACUUCGCAAGAUCUGGGCCGAAGUCCUGCAGAUCGAGGAGGAAUCCAUCUCGGCCGGUGAUGAUUUCCUGCAGCUGGGCGGUAACUCCAUUGAUGCCAUGAAACUGGUCAAUCUCUGCGUGUCUGGGAAUCUUGGCUUGAGUGUGGCAGAUGUCUUUACCCAUCCGAAUCUGGACGAUAUGGCAAAGGCUUCCAAGAUGCUUGAUAGCCUCAAACCCUUUGAGGAUAUUCCCUUCUCUCUGCUUCACUCAAGUGAAGACCUCGAUCGUGUGCUCCAUGCGGCAGCCGAGCAAUGCCGUGUCAACAAGUCCGCCGUCGAGGACCUGUAUCCUUGUACGGCUAUGCAGGAAGGCCUCAUGGCACUCUCUGAUAGUCGCGAUGGAGUGUACAUGGCUCAACAUACUCUGGCUUUAGGUCCAAGCAUUGACCUGGAACGAUUCAAGCAAGCAUGCCAGGACGUGGUAACUGCGCAUCCGAUACUUCGGACGCAUAUCGUCUACCGUCAGCAGUCGGUCUCGCUGCAGGCUGUCAUUCAAAAGGCGAUUGACUGGCGCACCGGCGAAAGCCUUGAAGAGUAUCUGGACAACGACAAGAGGCAGCCAAUGGGAGCGGGAGAUGCUUUGACCCGCUACGGCCUUGCCCCUAGGGAGAGCGGAUGGACCUUCAUAUGGACUGCCCAUCACGCGGUCUAUGACGCCUGGACAUUGGAUCUCGUCUUCGAGCGUAUUGACAAGGCAUACAAGGGUCAGCAGCCCACUCGAGAUACGACCUUCAAGGCCUUCAUGAACCACGUGGUACAUACGGACACGAAUGCUUCCAAAGAGUUCUGGGAGCAGUAUCUCGCUGGCGCGGUGCGGAACGAGUUCCCAUGCACUGUGUCCACGGCGAAACAGCCAGUCUCAGACUCCACUGCGGUAUAUGAGAUGGUUCUUCCUCGCACAGAUAGCCUGCCGGGUAUCACGAUGGCGUCUAUGAUCCGUGCAGCCUGGGGUAUUUUAAUUGGAUCUCAUUCCGAGUCUGAGGAUGUGGUUUUCGGAACCAUUGUCUCCGGCCGUAACGCGCCUGUGCCGGAUAUCGACCGUCUGGUUGGCCCUGGUAUCGCUGCCGUGCCUGUGCGGGUCAAAGUUCCCAGCGAUCCCACGACCACCGUGAGAGAGUUUGUGGGCAACCUGCAGGCCGAGGCGGCUAAGAUGAUUGCGUUUGAGCAAUUGGGACUGCAGAACAUCGGUCGUCUGAACUCAGAGGCAGCCAGCGCUUGCGACUUCCAGACUCUGCUUGUGGUCCAGCCCGCCAAAGACAAACCAACGGUCAAGGAACCGGACUUGACAGCUGUUUCAGAUGCUGACGCCAAUUUUGGAACAUAUGCCCUCACCCUGGAAUGCACUUUGCAGGCUAACGGCCUGAAGUGUGCCGCUCACUUCGACUCCAGUCUCAUUGCUGCGGAUUACGUCCAACGAAUCCUCGCACAACUGGAGCACCUUCUCCAACAGUUCUGCACCGCGACUACAGACACCAAGCUGGAGGAUCUCACCUUCAUCAGUGCCAAAGAUGAAGAGAGCAUCCGGGAAUGGAACCAACAGAUUCCAGCCCCGGUCCAUAAGACUAUCCAUCAAUUGAUCGAAGAGCGGAUUGCGGAGCAUCCAAGCAAGGAGGCUGUCUGCUCGUGGGAUGGGUCCUUCUCCUAUGCAGACUUGCACAGCCAUUCAGCCCGCUUGGCGCACCACCUGGCUGAGCUCGACGUCCAGCCUGAGGAUUUUGUUCCCUGUUGCUUCGAGAAGAGUCGAUGGCCAGUAGCUGCGAUGCUUGGUGUCAUGCGUGCUGGCGGUGCUUUCUUGAACAUUGACCCCUCGCAGCCAAAGAGUCGCAUUCAGCUUAUGAUUACCAAGCUGAAAGCGAAGACUGUUGUUUGCUCCCCGGAGCAACAUGAGCUUUGUUUGUCUUUGAGUUCGGAUCUUAAUGUGGUUGUCUUGUCUGCAGAGACACCGACAGACCCUGCCACUCGUGGGCUCCCCCCAACAAGUGUCGGCCCCGAGAACGCAGCCUAUGUCAUCUUCACUUCUGGAAGUACAGGAGAGCCUAAGGGUACGGUGAUCCAACACGGCGCCUACGCCUCGGCAUCCACAACCCAUGCAUCGACAAUGUUGAUGGAUGAAACUACUCGUGCUUUGCAAUUUGCUUCCUUCACUUUCGACGCUAGCUUGGUCGAGAUCCUCACCACGCUGGUAGUCGGCGGUUGCGUGUGCGUGGCGUCCGAGGAGCAACGCAAACGCGACGUUACAGAGGCAAUUCGAGAGACCAACUGCAACUGGGCUGCUCUGACACCCUCUUUCGUGAACCUCCUCAACCCUGAUGACGUUCCGUCCUUGAAGGUACUUGUUCUGGCUGGUGAGGCUAUGUCACAAUCUCACAUCGAGACGUGGGCGCAUCGACUUCGUCUGGUCAACGCUUACGGCCCCAGUGAAUGUUGUGUCUGCAGUACGAGCAACUGGGAGAUCACUAGCGCGUCAAGCCCUAGGAACAUCGGGCGGGCAUGCUCUGGUGCCACAUGGGUUGUCAUGCCAAACAACCACCACAGGCUGGUACCGGUGGGGAGCGUUGGAGAGCUUGUAAUGGAAGGCUGGAACAUGGGCCGGGGAUAUCUUGCAGAGCCUGCCAAAACACAGGCUGCGUUUGUUGAGAACCCGAGAUGGCUGAAUAAGAGGGAUACCACACGGCCUCCUGUUGUGUACAAGACAGGCGAUUUGGUACGCUACAACUCGGACGGUACGCUGAGCUUCCAGCGUCGGAAGGACACUCAAGUCAAGCUGCGAGGACAACGUAUCGAGCUGGGAGAAAUCGAGUAUCGCAUCAAGCAGAGCUUACCGAACAAGCCCGAUGCCAUCGUCGACAUUCUUUGCCCUAAGGACGCUUCCAGUCAGCCUCGACUGGUGGCUUUUCUUCCUGUGCCCAUUGAGGAAGUAUCUUCGUCGACCACCAUCGUUCCUCCACCCAGCAACCGCCAUUUGGCAGCAGUGUCGGGACUGGAGGACCGGCUGGCCGACUUCCUGCCCAUGCACAUGAUUCCGAGUGCCUACCUUCCAGUCAACUACAUUCCUAAGCUGCCCUCUGGAAAGGCAGACCGCAAGACAUUGAUCCGCUGCGGUAGCGAGAUGACUCAGAGACAGAUGGCAGAGUACACUGGGGCGACCGAAGCAUUGCGUCCUCCGACUACGGAGACGCAGCUUGCGUUGCAGCAACUCUGGGCCGAGGUGCUGAAGACGUCUGCCACGCAGAUCAGCCUCAACGACAACUUCCUCCGGCUGGGUGGUGAUUCCAUUACCGCCAUGCGAUUGGCGUCCGCAGCUCGUGCGCAGGGCAUCCCUCUGUCAACUGCCACUGUAUUUCAACAUCCGACCCUGGAGGCCAUGAGUGCAGUGGCUGAGACGCUGUCGCAUCAGCAGCGUCCCCUGACAUUUGAGCCCUUCUCGACACUCAAAUCCUUUACCAAGGAUCAGCUGUUGAACGAGAUCGUGCUGCCGCAGGUGGAUUCCCCUGCAUCUAACAUUGAAGACGUGCUCGAGGUCACCGACUUCCAAUCGCUUGCCAUUGGUGGUGGGCUCAACAAGACUCGCGGCUGGAGCAACUACCUUGUGUUCGACUUCAGUGGUCCAAUUGACCUGCGACGUCUACAAACAGCCUGCGAAGAGCUGCUGAGGAAACACGCAAUUCUGCGCACGGUGUUUGUGAAGGCUGAAUCUCAGCUCUGGCAGGUAGUCCUGCGGUCGGUUGUCCCCGAGUAUACAUUCCAUAUCCAGGAUGAGCAAGACCCAUCCGAGGCGCUGGUCCGCAAAGAUCUCGCUCGCCCACCCCGCCUGGGUGAGCCCAUUGUCCGGUUCAUGGUCAUCAAGAACGGGGCAAUCAGACACCGUCUCAUCAUGCGGAUCUCGCACGGGCAAUAUGACGGCUCCUCGAUGCCCCUCCUUAUGCAGGACCUCCGCAAGGCCUACCGAGGCGAGUGCCUGCAGAAGCGCCCCCAAUUUGCCGAUUUCGUGCGAAUGCAAUUACUCGCGAAUGAGGGCGCGGAGGCUUUUCACAAGCAGAUGUUGGCGGGGUCCACGAUGACAGCAGUGGUUGAACACACCAAGCCUUCUAUCACCAACGUCCUCAACACGAUGAUUGCUGCCAUGGUGCCCUUGGUCGCAUACAAGGACCAUGGUAUCACUGCGGCUACGGUGAUCAAAGCAGCAUGGGCGUUGGUGCUAGGAGAGAUGGCAACUACAUCCGAUGUGGUAUACGGCCACAUGGUAUCGGGUCGGAACCUAGGCCUCGACCAUGUGGAAUCCGUCAUGGGUCCUUGUCUUAAUAUUGUGCCUGUCCGGGCGGACAUAAAGGCAGUAGGCACGGUCCUCGAGUUGCUACAAAUGAUCCAGCAGCAGCAGACGGAUACCAUCCCGCACGAGGGCCUUGGCUUCCAGCACAUCAUAGAGCAGUGUACCGAUUGGCCCAGCGCAACGCGGUUCAGCUCGGUCUUCCAGUACCAGGAAUUUGGCGCGGAAGAGGAUCCCACCCAGCCAGUCUCGAUCGAAGGAAGCUUGAAAUGUGCUCCGGGCUUUAUCUGCCCAGCUCCCGAUGCUUGUGAUGUGUCAAUCCUGGCCACUCCGGUCGGCUCGCAGGUGCGAAUCGAGAUGAUCUUCUCGAGUCAUACCAUGUCGCAGUCGUUCGCGGAGGCGACGCUGAAGAAGCUGUGCGCGAAGGUGGAGACGAUAGCGCAGCAAGAUGUCAACACGCCACUGCCAUCUGCAGAGCAGCUCGCGUCGCGACAAGCUGUGCUUCCAUUGCCUGCGCCGGGCAAGAAUGUGGCGAAUGGACUCGUUGAGGGAGUUGUAGAGCAGAUGAUAAAUGGGAUCAACGCGAUGGGAGAGAUGAGCGGAAUGAAUGGGACGAUGGAAGGCGAGGAGGAGGAGAAGAAGAAGAAGAAAGAAGGAGGAGGACAGGCCGCCGAUCACGAGAUUAACUUGUUGGCCUCGGUGCCUAUAAAUUAA
Aspergillus saccharolyticus JOP 1030-1 is the source of this 7287-nucleotide messenger RNA. RefSeq names its product acetyl-CoA synthetase-like protein. The record is from RefSeq and is a predicted model, not a curated record. Bases 1 to 7287 code for a protein of 2428 amino acids. Gene Ontology annotation, biological process: secondary metabolite biosynthetic process; amino acid activation for nonribosomal peptide biosynthetic process. Gene Ontology annotation, molecular function: phosphopantetheine binding; catalytic activity. Gene Ontology annotation, cellular component: cytoplasm. The transcript is spliced from 2 exons. NCBI's taxonomy places the organism in Eukaryota, Fungi, Ascomycota, Eurotiomycetes, Eurotiales, Aspergillaceae.